AUGAUAUCUAGUCGUUUAACUAGUGUCCUGCUAUUCGUGGUCUCGUUGGGUUUCUUGGCUUGCGCUGCGCCGAGUCCGUACGGUCAAUCGGUUGAUGCAGUUGCUUAUCGGAGAGAUACUGGGAGCAUGGCGUCACUUACUUUGCUUGAAGGGGUGACGAGAAAAAAGCUCGAUGAAUCCAUGAGGGUGACGACCAUUGAAGAGGCCAAGAGCAUACUGAACACGACAACAAUCAACGUCAGGUCAACGACGGAAUCUUUGGUUAAAAAGGCCAAGCUCAACCCCAGUGCUCCGGCGAACACUGAUCUCGCAGUUCGCACGGCUUCCAUUGUAUCUCUCUGCACAAAGAUAUCAAAUCUUCUCUCUCAGAAGGUUGGCCAUGAGGCAGUUGCCUCCUCUGCUGCAGACGUCGAUUGCGCUUUGGCCGGUCUCCUAGGCAAAGCAAACAAGAUGGCAGGCGAACUUUCUCAGACAGUUGCCCCAAAGCUCGAUGUCAAGCCCGAGGCGCUCAAGACCGCUAACUUCUUGGAAUCUGCCAAGUUACUGGGAUUCAGUGUCUCUGAGUAG
Messenger RNA from Rhizoctonia solani, 567 nucleotides. RefSeq names its product replicase polyprotein 1ab. Lineage: Eukaryota; Fungi; Basidiomycota; Agaricomycetes; Cantharellales; Ceratobasidiaceae. The transcript is spliced from 4 exons. The record is from RefSeq and is a predicted model, not a curated record. Bases 1 to 567 code for a protein of 188 amino acids.